AUGAGGUGUUACCGGCCCCGGAAGACAGAGGUGGGCCUGUCUCUGGCCCUGUGCAGCAUUACCUUCCUCCUUCUCUUCCACCUUUUGUACAACGCACCACCCAGCUGCCAGGUCCCAAAGGAGCCACUGGGCACCCCCACGACUCUGGCCUUGCAGGCUGUGCCCACCGGCCCGCCACCUGUCCCCUGCCAGGCCAAUGGUUCAAUGGCUACCCUGCCUGACUUUGGCAAACAACCGCAGCAAGUGCGGGACUUCCUGCUGUACCGGCACUGCCGUGACUUCCCGCUGCUGCAGGACGCCCCACCCGACAAGUGCGCACAGCCAGUGUUCCUGCUGCUGGCAAUCAAGACCUCACCCCACAAUUACGAAAGGCGGGAGCUGGUGCGGCGCACUUGGGGCCGCGAGCGAGCUGUGCACGGCCUGCAGCUGCGCCUCCUCUUCCUGGUGGGCACCGACCCCAACCCGCUGGAGGCCCUCAAGGUCAACCGACUGCUGGAGAUAGAGGCGCGGACACACGGGGACAUCUUGCAGUGGGACUUCCACGACUCCUUCUUCAACCUCACGCUGAAGCAGGUCCUGUUCCUACAGUGGCAGGCCACUCGGUGCGCUCAAGCCAGCUUCUUACUCAAUGGUGAUGAUGACGUUUUCGCACACACAGACAACAUGGUCACUUACCUGCAGAACCAUGACCCUCACCGCCACCUCUUUGUGGGGCAGUUGAUCGACCAUGUGGGCCCCAUCCGGAAUCCCGGGAGCAAGUACUAUGUACCGAAGAUUGUGACACCAGAAGAACAGUACCCGCCGUAUUGUGGCGGGGGUGGCUUUCUGCUGUCCCACUUCACUGUCUCUGCCAUAUACCGAGCCUCUAGCACUCUGGACCUCUUCCCUAUUGAUGAUGUCUUCCUGGGCAUGUGCCUGCAGCGUGAGGGCCUGAAGCCUGCCUCCCACAGUGGCAUCCUCACAGUGGGGGUACAUGUCCCCUCAAAACGUCUGUCUUCCUUCAACCCCUGCUACUACCGAGACCUGCUGCUGGUGCACCGCUUCUUGCCCUAUGAGAUGCUGCUCAUGUGGGACGCGCUGAGCCAGCCUGGCCUGACCUGUGGCAAGCUGACGCAGCUGCAUUGAGGUGGG
This is a messenger RNA of Condylura cristata (star-nosed mole), 1131 nucleotides long. RefSeq names its product UDP-GlcNAc:betaGal beta-1,3-N-acetylglucosaminyltransferase 3 (gene B3GNT3). Gene Ontology annotation, molecular function: N-acetyllactosaminide beta-1,3-N-acetylglucosaminyltransferase activity. The coding region runs from base 1 to 1125 and encodes 374 amino acids. The transcript has 2 exons. Gene Ontology annotation, cellular component: membrane. The record is from RefSeq and is a predicted model, not a curated record. NCBI's taxonomy places the organism in Eukaryota, Metazoa, Chordata, Mammalia, Eulipotyphla, Talpidae.